Molecule: messenger RNA, 1382 nt
Organism: Thalassophryne amazonica
Lineage: Eukaryota; Metazoa; Chordata; Actinopteri; Batrachoidiformes; Batrachoididae
Exons: 12
Coding region: 27-1382 (451 amino acids)
Source: RefSeq, a predicted model, not a curated record
CGCUCCCUGGCUUGGAUGUGGCUGUUAUGCAAAAGAAUAUUAAAUGUUUCCUCAACAACCCCUACGGAAAUGAAUCAAGUUGUUUAGAGGCAGUCGCAAACAGCAUACAAACCACGGCUGUGAAAAUCUCUGAGUUCUAUUUUGAGGUUGAGGCCAACGUGUCCAUAACAGGAGGCCACGAUCCAGAGCAAAUCCUUUCAACUUGGAUCAGCAAAGCUCUACCACAUCCUAAUAUGACGGUGCUCGACUUCCAGCUGUUGCCGAAGCCUCAUGGGUACAGGCAUAAGAAUAAGCAAAUAAACACGGUGGCACCCUAUGGAGGUUCCAGAGCGGGGUGUGUUUUCCAGGUUCAGGUUGUGACGUCACAGUCAGACCCACAUGACAUUGAAAACCAAAUACGACAGCUGCUGAAUAAGACCUAUAAUGAUCAAAAUGUCAACAUGUCUGCAGAAGAUCACAACAUACAGAUCAGUCGUAUUUUGAUAGUUGACUGCAAACCAGAAACCCACUUGACCAGGAAAGGUCUGUUUGUUUGGCUCUCUACCUUUGGAGGGAAAAUCGUCACUCACCAGUGUCCAAAGAACCCUUCCCUCUAUGCUACACGAAACUGUAAGAUGCGCCUCAACACACACUGGAUGGAGCCCAAUCUGGAUGACUGCCAUCUGGUGGUGGAAACAGUUUCUGAUUUGGAAGAUAUUGAAGUGACAGCAGAGAAUGCAAGAGAUGUAGCUGAGAUGAUUGAGAGUCUGCUCGGUGAACAGUCCGCUCUUGGCUAUGGGGAGCUGUCCAUACUCCUGAACAAGCUGAAGGACAUCAUUCAUAUGACCGUGGUGACUCCAAACUUGGGUCAGGUGUUAAUCAACAUCAUCUCCAAAAUUCUGGAAUCGGACAGCGACUUCUCGCCUUUUACGAACACGAUUCUGAACAUCAUUGAGGCGAUGGGAGACACCAUGGUGGGCUACCAGCUCACCUCCACGCUGCUGGCUCCAGCUGUUGCUGUCUCCGUUUUAGACGUGAAUCGCGAAGAGUUUGGGAGGUUAACUUUUGGAGUGUCAUCUGACCAUGCAGGCUUAAACCCCCAGAUUUUUAUCAACAGAUUUCCAUUCAACAGCCCUGUAGCUUUCAUCGCAUUGCCAUCGUCCCUGUGGUACAGCUUCCCCCAGUACAGCCCUAGCAAGACUACAUCCAGGAUCCAGUUUCAGUUCUAUGCCAUCCCCAUGCUCUUUAAGAGUAACGAAAAGGGUCAGAUCCUCAACACUUUUGUGGUGUCAGCCAGUGUGUCCAACGCCACCUCCCCAAUCAAAGAUCUGCACGAAGAAGUCAAAGUCAUACUCUACCAUCUUAUACCCAAGACAGUGAGCUCAGAUGCCACUCAGAAAUAA